Messenger RNA from Oncorhynchus keta (chum salmon), 1667 nucleotides. RefSeq lists its product as uncharacterized. The record is from RefSeq and is a predicted model, not a curated record. Gene Ontology annotation, cellular component: membrane. The transcript is spliced from 5 exons. Bases 150 to 1055 code for a protein of 301 amino acids. NCBI's taxonomy places the organism in Eukaryota, Metazoa, Chordata, Actinopteri, Salmoniformes, Salmonidae.
CGAGACGCCAUUCUACUUUACUGUCUCCUCCAUAGACAUUAAAACUCUCAUCAUACAUUUUCUUCUCCUCCACCUGUCUUAUUCGAGCGAGAGGUUUCCGCCUUUACUUCUUCUCUGGUGGGUGGAGUCGGUCACCUGAACCACAAGUUAUGAGCCAGCCGCACAGAGGGCAAAGGGGGAGAAACGGUGGUCUCCACGAGCAUCGGGAACACAGGCCACGACGGGAGCUGCAGCACAAUGCUAGACAACCAUCAAGCGACAGGUCCUCUUCUCAGCCUCCAUAUUACAGGGACUCCACACCCCCUCUUAAACAUGUGCGGCACCGAGAAGCCCCAGAAGAGGAUCAUAAUGGGUCCAAAUGCACCAAUAUCUGUUCUAGGAGAGGUAUCGUGUUGAUCUGUUCAGUCCUGACCAAUGCCCUGGUCCUGAUCUGUGUGGUGGCAGCUCAGAUGGUGAUGUCAGGCAUGUCUGCUAUGGGUGGCCUGGCGGGAGGCAGCUUCAACCUUAACACUAACAUCCCCUUCGAGGGCCAAGAGCUGCAACAGGUGAGAGACCUGGACAUGCAGUACAGCCAGAUGAGAGCUCCGGGAAUCUACGGGGGUGUGGCAUUUGCCCUAGUCUUCGGUGUUGUCUCCCUCUUGUUCGUGGUCUCUGGGAACAAGCCCGCUCACCUGCUGGGCCAGAAGCUGCUGAUGGGAGCAUUGGUGUUCCAGGGUUUGGGAGCAGUACUCUACGUGGUGGCUGUGGGGUUGUACCUCCACUUUGUCAUCCAGGUAAACAGUACAGAUGUGUGUAAGAGAAGGGAGAGGCUCUAUGCACGUUCAGGUUUAACCUGGAUGAACUGUGAUGUGGGAGGAGCAGACGCGGCCGUGGCUUUGUUCGGGCUGAUCACUGCGAUACUCUACACUGCCGGUACAGUGCUUACGUUCCACACGGUGCGCUGGGUCAGGGGCUACCUGAAGGAUCGCAGGCUACACGAGGAGAGAGAUAGACGACCCCCUACUGCCAGUUCCCACCCCCAUAGGGCACCACUACGGUCUGAUACCGCUCUGUGACGGAGACGCAGGUUGGGCCUCAAAUGGCUCCCUAUUCUCUAUAGAGUACACUACUUUUGAUCAGGGCCCAUAGGGCUCUGGUCACAAUAAAUAGAUUGUAGGAAAUCGGUUGCCAUUUGGGACGACACCACAGAUGAAACCCGGAAGGGACCAAAGUGCUUUUUCACUCGAUCCCUUUUCAUUAAAACUGUCUGUCCAUUUGACAGUAAUGGGACUUGCAACUACCCACUGGGCAAAGAUGUCAGUUCAACAUCUAGUUUUGAUUUACUUUUGAGUUGUCAACAGUUAAAUCAACAAAAAUGUGAACCAUUUAGGUUUAAAGUAGGGUGGAAAAAAGACAUCUCUCUAACUUUUUGCAAAUCCAGUAAGUUUGAUGUUUUGUUGAAAUGACAUGGAAAACAAUGUUGAUUCACCCAGUUUGUGCCCAGUGGGUAAGGCGUUUGCUCUGUAAACUUCUGUAAAGCAUGGAUUUGAUAUUAAUUCCUUUUUAACUGCAACAUGAAUGACCCACUGAUCUCACAGACAGAUCUUGUUAUUCAUCAAUAAAACUUUUGUAUGUAUGCAUGUGUAUAUAGAGGUUGCAUGUAAAUAAACCUUUACAUUUAUCUGCCA